AUGAGUUAGUUUCUCCUCAGAGGUGGCGGCGGGAGAAUUUCAUUUUUGCUGCGAUAAUUUCCUUAUAAAUAUUUAUUCUCGAAAGCUGAAAUCUAAGCAAAAUUUCGAAAUGGAUAACGCUUCUGAAAGAAUGAGUUUGAACGAAGCAAACGCUCCUGUUUCGCCAGAUACAUACAGCUUUGGGAUGUUCACUCUUCGUCGUAUGGGUCAAAUUUUCAAAAUAAUCUUUUCUAAACGCAUCUGUAUUUUAUUUUUGGUAUUAAUUUGCUUAAUGGCUCUUCUAGAACAGUAUCUUACGUAUAAUGUUGGAAUCAUACCUAGUGGAUUUUAUAAAGUUCUUGGUGAUAAAAAUUUCAAAGAAUUUUGGUAUCAUGUUUUGAAAGCCGUGCUUCUCAUAUUGGCCAUAUGCUUCGUUUUGAGUUGCAAAACCUACAUUCUAAAUGUUUUUUACGUAGCAUCUCGAGAAAUAUUAACGGAUAAAUUGCAUCUCAUGUAUUUCACACGUAAUAAAUUUUAUAUUUUAAACACGAUGAGGUACGAUUUUACUGACAAUCCUGAUCAGCGAAUUACUCAAGAUGUUGAUAAAUUUACUAAACAGCUUAGCACUGUGGUUGGUCCAUUUGUUGUGGCCCCUUUUACUAUAUCCUACUACUCUUACACGUGUUACCAAACUACUGGCUGGGUAGGACCUGUUGCUGUUUUUGCAGUUUUUCUGAUAUCUGUGGUAAUUAAUAAAGUUCUGAUCAAACCAAUCAUGGCACUUGUCAUAAAGCAAGAAAAAUGUGAAGGCUUCUUUCGUUUCAAGCACAUGCAUGUGAGAAGUAAUGCUGAAUCCAUUGCAUUUCAAGAUGCUAAUAUUGCUGAAAUGGCUCGUUCAGAAUACAAAUUACUUGAUUUAAUCAAAACCCAGCAAAUGUUAUAUCUCAGGCAGUUCUCUUUGGAUGUGGCUGUUAAUAUAUUCAGCUAUACAGGAAGUAUUGUAAGUUAUCUGAUACUAGCUUAUCCAAUAUUUAUGGGGAAGUAUGAUAACCUGACUCCAUCAGAAUUAAGCGCCUUGAUUAGUGUGAAUGCUUUUGUAGCAAUAUAUUUAAUAAGUUGUUUCUCUUCCCUUAUUAACAUAUCAACAAAUAUCAGUGAACUUGGUGGUUUAACUCAUCGUAUAUGUGAGAUAUUGGAUACUCUAAAAGGCGAUGAUAGUGCUUCAGAUGAAGAAUUGUUAAGAAAUUCAAGAAUGAAAUUGAAACCUCGAAGUACUGGAGAUGUAAAAGACCCAGUUAUUGAGCUUCAAAAUGUAACAUUUUCUGCUCCUCGAGAUUCAAAGAUAUUAAUAUCUGGUAUAUCUCUACAUCUAAGAUUCGGCAUCAAUCUUCUUAUAUCUGGUAAAAGUAGCAGUGGAAAGACCUCUCUUUUUAGGGUCAUUAAAGGAUUAUGGCCAAUUGAAGAAGGAAAAAUUACAAGAAGGUUGCCAUUUCAGCCAUCAUUAAUAUUUUUUUUACCACAACAUCCAUUACUCACAGAUGGAUCUCUGAUUGAACAAAUUGUGUAUCCAUUAGAAAUGCCAAAUGAUUUGAAACCAAAAGAUGAAGACAUUGAUUCAAUUUUAAAAUACAUUAAGUAUGCUGAGCUGGAACAUAUACUGCUAAAAGCUGGACUUUUUGACAAAGUAGAUUGGAAUUGGUAUGAUGUUUUAUCUCCAGGAGAAUGCCAAAGGCUUAGUUUUGUUCGUCUAUUUUGCCACAAACCCAAGAUGGCUUUCCUGGAUGAAGCAACAAGUGCCUUAGAUGUAGAACUGGAAGAAAAAUUAUACAAAAAGUGCAAAGAAUUGGAUAUUACUGUAAUAAGCAUCGGGCAUCGAAGGAGCCUUGUUCAGUUCCAUGACAGCUUUCUGCACUUAGAUGGAGUAGGUGGAUGGACAUUGUCCAAUGAGCCACCUCCUAGUUGAUUUUUAAAAGCUUUUGUUUAAAUUCUAAGUAUUUAAAAAUCCUGUUUUGUUGAAUUGUGCCGUAUUUUUAUAUCAAUUGUUGUUCAAUAGUUUUGUUAAUUGUUAGGAAUUAGUUUAUUUUUAUAAUUUGCCAAAACAAUUUUCUUAAGCUUAAUCCUACAUUAUGUAAUUAUUCUUUGACAAAUUUUAUGCAAAUCUAUUUAAAUAAAUAUAAAGAAUGUAAGAAAAUUAUUUAAAAGUAAACUUUUUUUUCUUAAUUAAGGAAUAUCAAUUUCAUAAUGAAAGUUUAAUUACAGAAAAACUUCUAUCUAAUAAAUUUUGAAAGAAAGCAGUUUUGAUUAUCCAUUUUUUAAAUUAUUUGAAAAAUAAUAGUAUGAUUCAAAUAUGAUAAUCAAGAUACAAUGUAAGACUGAAUAUUAUUUGUUUAUUUUUGUGCAUUAAAUUAGGAAUUUAACUGUUUAUUUGUAAAUAUGCUGGAAAUCUUGGAUAUGUAGAAUCUGCCUUAAUAUGUAAAAUGAGAAUCAAUAUUCACUUAUUUUUGAAAGUUUUGAGAAUUAAUUCGUGAAUAUCUGAUUUACAAUCAGGAUUUCUGAUUGGAAAUUUAUUUUUCAAUUCUGAAUCAAAUAACAUUUUUAUUGAUUAUCAAAUGUAACAAUACAUUAUUUCAAAAAGUGUUGUUGUUAAUUAUAUAUGUAAUUAAUGUAAUUCUAUUGGUAAAUUCUUUCUAUGGGAGGUAUCAGUACCAUAUUUAUUUGAUAUGUUUGCAUAUCUUACACCAAUUAAAUAAUUAAAUUAAUUUUGGAUUCUAAUCUUUGUUAUUUUAACAAAAGGGCAGGUAACAAUAUAGUAAAAUUUUUUUAUUUGAGUUAUUAAUUAAUUAUUUUAGCUUUGUCAAUUAUUUUUAGCUUAUUGCUAAAAUGCUAAAUACCAUGCCAUAUCUAUAGUUGAUUUUACUGGUUGAAAUUGAUCUUUGCUUUCAUCAUAUGUUUUCUUUUUUUACCACACUCCUUUCCUAGAUGGGGAUUAAUAAAAUCCUGCUAAUCGGAAUUAAAUUUCACUUUUAUUUCAUUUUUCUUUUUUAAAAACUGCCAAAACAGUCCUUCUGUGUUACAAAGUAGACAAAAAAAGGAGUGUCUUUAUAUUAAGUAUUUUUUUUAAUGAUAAUAGAUCUAAUUAGUUCUAGCUAAAAUUCUUUUCUAAAAGAAUUUUAGCUUCUAUAAAUAAAAUGCUGCAUUGUGUAUAUUUUUGAUGAUUUAUUUACUUUAAAAUAAUGUAUUACAUUUAGAAGAAAUAUAGUUUGAUAUAUUUUUAUGCACAGCUGUAAAUAUGCACAAGUAAUUGCAAAAUUGUAUUUACUUUUGUUGAUUUGCUCAUUGUACAGAUAAAGUGAGUUGUUGUUUUUUACUUUAGAUCAGCCUUUGUAAAUAUGUAAUUUAUUCAUUAUGAUUUUUUAUUUAUCUGUUUUUCUAUAUUUUUUAAACAAUUUAUAUAUCAGUAUGCAUUGCAUUAUGCCAUUGAAAAUUCUAUUAUCUGAAAUUUUAUAAUGUUAAGUUUAUAGUGUUGUUUUAUAUUGAGUUUAUCAGAACUCUUGAAGGCCACUUUUCUCCCCCUCCUCAAAUUCCGGAUAUGCUUUUAUUAAGUUUAAUAUAGCCUCUACGUUAAAAGGCAAAUUUAGCCAUACUGAAAUGGUGAAAUAUUUAAUUGCUAAUCACGUUUAAGAGAUUAGUUUUCAGUUGAUCACACUUUAAAAAACUAAAAGUAUAAAAAGGAUUUUUUUAAAAGUUUUUAAAAAAUAGCAAUUUUUUAACAUAAUCUAGUUUUUUUUAAAUUAUAGAUCAAACUUUCAUUAGUAAAGCAACAUUUUUUAUUUUAUUUAUUUAUUUUUUAGAAUUGUGAAGCAACCUAUUUUAUUUAGAAUUACAAAGGAACAUAAUAGUAUAAUUGCAAAUGAUAUUUAAUUAGGAAUGUUGGUCAGAUAAUGUUCCAUAAUUUAAAUGAUUCCUGAUUUUAAUUUGAAUAAGUGUGAGGGCAUAGUCUUUGUAAAUUCAGUAAAAGUGCAAAAUUAUAUUCUGAACAUACUGCAAAAAAAAAAAAAAAAAAAAAAAAUAGAUUCUGGGGCUUUGUAAAGUUGAGGAUCCUAGACAAUUUCCCGACUCUGACUCUUAAUAAACUGACUCUAAAUUUUUUAACAUCAGAGAAUUAAAAAUUAUCACAUUUCAAGGCAUUGUAAUAAGAGAGAAAGAAAUAACCAUUAAUCUAGAUGAUUAGAUAUUGAUAAUGUGCUUUUUUUAGUAUGAGAAAAUGAUUUGAUAUUUAAAAAAAAAGAAGGAAGGAAUGGAGAGAUCAAUAAAUAAAAGGAAAAAAAAAUAAUAAAUUCGUCAGUUUUUCUUUUUUACUCUCAAGCAUACUUUGAUACCCAUUGAUUAACCGCUUAAUUGUUUUCCCCAAGUGCCAUACAUGCAUCGAAUUUCGAUAGUUGUAAGCAAAAAAUAAACCAUUCAUAACAAUUAUAAUUCAAUAUUAAAAUUACUUCGAAUACAUAGAUAAGUCAAGUAUUCAAUGCAUUUUCAUUUGAAUCAAAAUAAGAAAAUAUUCCCAAAAUAGAAAGUGUCGUCUUAUUAGAUAGUAAAGAAAAUAAAACAGUUAAGUGGUUAAACUAACAUUUUGAUGUUUGUGGAAAUUAUCAGAAUCCUUUGCUUAUCUAUGCUUCUUCUAUUUAGAAUGAUGUGUACGAUUUUGCUCGAAUUUAUCAUUUGAAAGCAGAAAAAUUUGCUGAUAUUACGAGUUGUUUAAUUGUCUUCUGUUGUCCUUUCUUUAAAUCUUUUUGGAUCUUCCUGUUUUUCUAGUUAUGAUAUGUAAUUCUAUUGAUACUGCAUUUCCAAACACCCUGCAUGUUUUUUGGUUUACAGAUCUUACCAUAACUUAGAUACAAGGAAAUCUUUUUAAAAUUCCACCUUUGUGUAAAAUGAGACAAAAGUUCUAAGUUUCACUCCUCCCGCUUUUCUUCUUUUUUCGAUUGUAUAUAUUUAGAGUAAGGCUUGUAGAGCAUGGUUCAUUAUUCAGAUGAAACUGUGAUAGAAAUUAGCCAUUGCAAAGUUCAGGAGCCCCUUUUCCCACUCCCACUUUCAAAAUGAAUAUUUUUUUCUUUAUAUCUAGAUUUUUAUUUAACUUAUCUCACUAUAUGUAAUUUUAAGUAACAAAUUGUGAUAAACAGGAAUAAAAAAAAUAAUUAAUUGACUGCCUCUUUCAAGAGAAUUGGUUUCAGUAUCUCGUGUGUGUGUGUAUAUAAUUUAAUACAAAAUUGGAAAUUAAUCAAGACUUAAAUUAGAUUUUAAAAUAUCAUAUAUAUGUAUAAACGAUGCUUGAUUUUUAAUUUCAAUUUCAAGAAGAAUGCUUUAUUCUACUACAUGUGAGAAGUGAAAUAAAAUCAUUUUGAAAAUACUUGGGGAGGAGGGGGAAUAUCUCAAUGUCAUGAAAAGUUGAGUCAUUCCUUGGCAGCUGCCUAUUCAAUAAUCCGGCUCUAUUCAAAGACAAGAAAAGUUUGUUGAUAUAUAGUCACAUUUUGAUCAUUAGUAUAAAUGAAAUAUGCCCUGGUGAUUUUAUAAUGUCUGUUAUCUAUACAAAUUUUAAAAUGUCAAAUAACUUCGAUGACAAACUGUACAAAAAUAUUUUACCAUCGAGGUCUAGAAUAUAUUUCUUAAAGUGUUGAAAAAUGUGGUUAUUCAGUAUUAGAACUUUCUUUACUUUUCGUUUAAAUGGGCGUCAUUCAAAACGCACAUCAAGGACACUAACUCUGGAAGUUGGUCUUAAGCAACAUGUUUUAUUGAUAAAGGUUACUUAUAGUAUUUUGGAAACUAAGCGCUCGUUUUAGAGGCUGUCAUGUUUUGAAAAUAGUGAUAUUUUAGGCAAUUUAUUUUUGGUGGCAAUUGUUGCCAAGCUAGCGAUAAAGUACCGAAACUUUUUGUACCUAUAUUUUAUACUGCAUAUAUGUAAAUAUCCGUAUUUUUGAUUAAGAUGCGCCUUCUAUCGAUCUCAUUUGUAUAUUUCCAGAAAUUAUUUAUGUUUGAAUGUUUUAAACUCACUAUCAAAUUUCAUAUUUUCAGAUGUAUUUUUAAUCAAUUUGAUCACUUGUGCAAUUUUUACAAGAUAGUCAAUGUAUGUUUUUCUCUAUGCAUAUUUAUUUUUCCUAGAUAUUUAAGUGAUUAAAUCGGUGAACUGUUAAUCUAUUUUUAUGAAAAAUUGUUGGAUAUUUUCAUAUUUUU
This is a messenger RNA of Argiope bruennichi, 6204 nucleotides long. RefSeq names its product lysosomal cobalamin transporter ABCD4-like. NCBI's taxonomy places the organism in Eukaryota, Metazoa, Arthropoda, Arachnida, Araneae, Araneidae. The record is from RefSeq and is a predicted model, not a curated record. Gene Ontology annotation, biological process: long-chain fatty acid import into peroxisome; peroxisome organization; fatty acid beta-oxidation. Bases 110 to 1942 code for a protein of 610 amino acids. Gene Ontology annotation, molecular function: ATP binding; ATP hydrolysis activity; long-chain fatty acid transmembrane transporter activity. The transcript has 3 exons. Gene Ontology annotation, cellular component: peroxisomal membrane.